AUAAGGCAACGCGACAUGCGACUUCGUGGCCUCCUGUUUCGGGCACUGAUUGGGGCACUUUGUUUGUUCGUAUUUAACGAAUUUAUUAUCUACUAUUUGGUACUGCUGGAGUGCCAAUGGCCGGGUAAAUCUGACUCGGUCAAUGGCCAGGAACCGGUCAAGGUGAUGCUGCUGGCGGACACCCAUCUGCUGGGGCCACUUCACGGGCACUGGUUCGAUAAGCUACGUCGCGAAUGGCAAAUGCAUCGAGCGUUCCAAUCCGCCAUGACGUUGUUUCGACCGGAAGCGGUUUUCAUUCUGGGGGAUGUCUUCGACGAAGGCAACUGGGUCAAUCAGAAGGAGUUUGAUGUGUACGUGGAUCGGUUUAGGAAGCUGUUCCACACGCCGCAGGGAACUCGGUUGUUAAGUGUAGUUGGAAAUCACGAUAUUGGAUUUCACUAUGCAACCCACCCAUAUCUGGUGCAUCGGUUCGAGAAGACGUUCAAUAAUACCGGUGUAACACUGACCAGCAUUCGAGGGGUCAAUUUCGUGCUUAUCAAUUCGAUAGCCAUGGAAGGCGAUGGGUGUCAGCUGUGUGAAACGGCCGAGAAGGAACUGCGUGCCGUUUCGGCAAUUUUCAAAUGUGGCCGCGGAAUUGGCCAGUGCAGGGGCGUACCCAAGCUGGAGGAGUAUAGCAAGCCGAUUUUGAUGCAACAUUUCCCCACGUACAGGGAUUCGGAUCGGGAGUGCAAGGAGCACGAUGCUCCGCAGAUAGAACCAUUCCGGGAACGGUGGGAGGUCAUUUCGAAGGAGUCGACCGAUUUGAUUGGGGAACUGCUGAACCCUAGGUUGGCUUUCAGUGGCCACUCGCAUCACUAUUGUUACGUGGAGAAGAAUCGGCUGGGAAUUGAGGAACAUACGCUGUCGUCGUUCAGCUGGCGUAACAAAAAUGAUCCGAGUUUUAUUUUGGCUAAAAUAUCUCAGGCGGAUCACGCAAUAUCCCGUUGCAUGAUGCCAGUGGAAAACACGGUCAUCAACCUUUAUCUCAUCGGUGGUAUUUUGCUGGCGCUAUGUUCGAUCUUCCGAUUGGUCAAAUACCUCUGCCAUCUGAGAGUUUUCUACGAUGUUCGUAAAAAGUACUACAAGCUUGGCAAGUAGAAGGCUUUAAUUAGUUUUAAGGUGAUAAUUUAUUAUUUGGUUAGAUGCAGAAUGUGCGUAGGAUUGAUCGAGUCAUAAAUUUUAUCUUUAUGCUAAUUAAAUCGAAACUUCUUCGUCGUUCACUAGGAUUGUAAAUUCUACCAUAGAUUAGGGU
This is a messenger RNA of Ochlerotatus camptorhynchus, 1291 nucleotides long. It is a transcript of the gene PGAP5, whose product is annotated as Per1-like protein PGAP5. The transcript has 3 exons. Bases 16 to 1137 code for a protein of 373 amino acids. Gene Ontology annotation, molecular function: hydrolase activity. NCBI's taxonomy places the organism in Eukaryota, Metazoa, Arthropoda, Insecta, Diptera, Culicidae. Gene Ontology annotation, biological process: GPI anchor biosynthetic process. The record is from RefSeq and is a predicted model, not a curated record.